AUGAAGGCCACACUCCUUGUCCUCAUGUCUUGGGCAGCAAGCGGUGCAAGCGACAUGGAGCCGCUGUCCGUGGCUCGCCGGCUGCAAAUCGACGCCGCUUGCAUGAGCUCCUGCCCUGGUCUGGACACCUUUUCCAUGGAACUGGCGAACUUCAGCCAGCAGAUGGCCGGUGCUGGGGAAAACGCGAUGGACAUGAUCGGCGGCAUGUUCGAUGUGAUGUGCACUCACCAGCCCGCCAUGACUUGCCUGUCCACUCAGUGCACGCCACCCGCCGAGCUCCAGUCAAUGAUCCCACUUUUGGACUGCGUUUGUACCGACUGCCCUUCCUUCAAGAACCUCUAUUCUGGACUGGGCUCGAUGAUGACCACCUUGCUCUCGUCCAUGACUGGGGCGGCGGCUAAUAUGACCGCCGUGAUGCUAGCGGUGUGUCCCAUGAUCGGGCCCCUCGAGUGCGUGACCAGCAGCAGCGCCUGUGCACCGGUACUGAAUCAAACCGCCGGCCUUAGCGGCAUGACCGUCAUGAAGGACAACUGCACCUCCGGCGGCUACAGCACCGGCACCAACGACUUGGCUACCGCCACCACCACCGUAAACCAGAUCUCCCUGGCAGCUUUGGCAGCGCCGGGGAUUGCAGCGAUUGCAGCCAUGCUCGCCGUCAUCUGA
This is a messenger RNA of Effrenium voratum, 663 nucleotides long. The record is from the annotation of a GenBank genome assembly. NCBI's taxonomy places the organism in Eukaryota, Dinophyceae, Suessiales, Symbiodiniaceae.